Messenger RNA from Vitis riparia (riverbank grape), 1834 nucleotides. RefSeq names its product probable mitochondrial-processing peptidase subunit beta, mitochondrial. Gene Ontology annotation, cellular component: mitochondrion. Gene Ontology annotation, biological process: proteolysis. Gene Ontology annotation, molecular function: metalloendopeptidase activity; metal ion binding. The record is from RefSeq and is a predicted model, not a curated record. Bases 54 to 1619 code for a protein of 521 amino acids. NCBI's taxonomy places the organism in Eukaryota, Viridiplantae, Streptophyta, Magnoliopsida, Vitales, Vitaceae. The transcript is spliced from 9 exons.
CUCAACUGCUCUCGCUCGCUGCCCCUUCGCGGAAACUCCCACAUUUUCCGGCCAUGGCGAUUCGCCGUCUCCUCAACCUCUCUGGCCGCCGAUCUCACAGCGCUGCGGUCACUACUGCCACGUUAUCACCACCACCCCCGCCUCCAUCCUCCUCCUCCUCCUCUUCCUCGACUACCAUGAUAUACGACCGCGCCGCGGAUACUGUCAAGUCCAAGCUCAAACGUCUCGAGACGCCGGAUUCACGCUUCCUCCGCUACACCUCCCCGCACCCUAUCCUCGCCGACCACAGCGCCACCCUCUCCUCUCCUGAGACCCGAGUCACCACCCUCCCUAAUGGCCUCCGAGUCGCCACAGAAUCACGCCUCCCAGGCCGCGCCGCGGCUGUUGGUGUCUGGAUCGACUCCGGGAGUCGCUUCGAGAGUGACGCCACCAACGGCGUGGCUCAUUUUCUGGAACGCAUGGUGUUCAAGGGCACGGAAAAGAGGCCGGCUAGGGUUUUGGUGGAGGAAAUUGGGAGCAUGGGCGGGCACUUGAGUGCCUGCACAUCGAGGGAGCACACGGCAUACUGCGCUGAGGUCAUGGACGAAAAUGUUCCCAAGGCGCUGGAUCUUCUUUCCGAUAUGUUGCAGCAUUCGUGUUUCCGUGAGGAUCAGAUGGAGCGCGAGCGCGAUCUGAUUCUUCAACAAAUUAAAGAGGCAGAGGGGCCCAGUAAGGAAAUUAUCUUUGACCAUUUGCAUGCAACUGCAUUCCAGUACACACCUUUGGGUAGAACUGUUCUGGGAUCUGCGAAAAAUAUCAAGACUAUCCACAAAUCUCAUAUUAAAGACUAUAUUUCAGCUCACUGUGCUGCCCACAGAAUGGUAAUUUCUGCUGCUGGAGCUGUUAAGCAUGAGGAUAUUGUUGAGCAAGUGAAGAAGACAUUUACAAAGCUAUCAGCUAAUCCUUCCGUGACUAGUCAGUUGGUUGCAGAGAAGCCAGCUGUUUUCACUGGAUCUGAGGUUCGGAUAAUUGACGAUGAUCUUCCUCUAGCACAAUUUGCAGUUGCAUUCAAAGGAGCUUCAUGGACAGAUCCAGAUUCCAUCGCUUUGAUGGUCAUCAAAUUGAUGCUGGGCUCUUGGAACAAAAAUGCAGGAGGGGGAAAGCACAUGGGUUCACAGCUUGUACAGAAGGUUGCCAUUAAUGAAAUAGCUGAAUGCAUGAUGGCUUUUAACACUAACUAUAAAGACACAGGCUUGUUUGGUGUUUAUGCUGUAGCCAAGCCAGAUUGCUUGGAUGAUUUAGCUUAUGCAAUAAUGCUUGAGAUAAGUAAGUUACCUUAUCGAGUCUCAGAGGAGGAUGUUACUCGUGCUCGUAAUCAGCUGAAAUCUUCUCUGCUUCUUCAUAUUAAUGGACUCAGCCAUGUUGUUGAAGACAUUGGUCGUCAGCUACUUACUUAUGGCCGAAGAAUUCCAUUGGCUGAAUUAUUUGCAAGGAUUGAUGCGGUGGAUGCCAAAUCUGUCAAACGCGUUGCAAACCGUUUUAUAUUUGAUAGGGAUAUUGCAAUUGCUGCCCUGGGACCCAUCCAGGGUUUACCCGACUACAACUGGUUCAGGCGCAGGACCUACUUGCUGCGUUACUAAGGCUGUUUCUUUUCUUUUCCUUCUUCAGGCUGGGACCAUCAUUUCAUCAGGUCUGAUUGCCCUGAGGGCUCUAUUUAAUUCUUUAUUUUAUUUAUGAGUUUUCGGUUUAUUAUUUUUUGACAUUCCUCUAUUGUAUGACAACAUAUCCUUAGUUUCAAGUUUCAACACAUGAAUUUCUUUCAGCAAAAACUAACAACCCCUUUCACGUUCUCUUC